Molecule: messenger RNA, 1988 nt
Organism: Centropristis striata (black sea bass)
Lineage: Eukaryota; Metazoa; Chordata; Actinopteri; Perciformes; Serranidae
Product: E3 ubiquitin/ISG15 ligase TRIM25-like
Exons: 1
Coding region: 467-1738 (423 amino acids)
Molecular function (GO): zinc ion binding; protein binding
Source: RefSeq, a predicted model, not a curated record
UGACUCUUUACAGUAGAACCCAUGUGGUGUCAGAGGUCUCCUGACCAUCUGUUGUGGCUCUCUAAGGGUUAACUGAGGCUUCAUUUGAAUGAGGAAACAAAGUUCAAUCUCGUCAUGCUGCUCCUCGUCCUGGAAUGUAGAAAAGCUUGAUAAUUCCUUUCUGUGUUGUGUAACAACAAAUGCGUUUUAAGGAGCAGAAUAACUACAGGUUAUUUAUUUCCCCCAUAUAAAACAUGAAAACUGGAAACUUAAUGAAUCAUGGAUGAAAGUGAACAAAGAAACAGAGGACUGUGAAACUGAGCAGGUUUCACAUUUGAGGCUUCAUUUGAACACAGAAACAAAUCUGAAAGUUGUGCUGCUCCUCAUCCUGGAAUGUAGAAAAGCUUGUUAACUCCUCCCUGUGUUGUGUAACGACAAUAGAACUGAGCCUUUGACUGUCACACAGGCUUCGUCUCUGAGAGGUGAAAUGGCGCAGAAAGUUCAGCUGGACCAAAAGAGCAUCUCUUGUUCAAUCUGUCUGGAUCCACUGAAGGAUCCGGUGACUCUUUCCUGUGGACACAGCUACUGCAUGAAGUGUAUUAACAACCACUGGGAUGGAGAGGAUCAGAAGCCGGUCUACAGCUGCCCUCAGUGCAGGAAGAUCUUCAUAACGAGGCCCAACCUGGAGAAAAACAUAAUGUUAGCAGAAUUAGUGGAGCAGCUGAAGAAGACUGGCCUCCAAGCUGCUCCUGUUGACCACCUCUAUGCUGGACCAGAAGAUGUGGCCUGUGAUUUCUGCAGCGGGAGAAAACUGAAAGCCUUCAAGUCCUGUCUGCAGUGUCUGGCCUCGUACUGUGAGCAACACCUCCAGCCUCAUUAUGAUGUGGCUUCAUUUAAGAAACACAAGCUGGUGGAGCCCUCCAAGAAGCUGCAGGAGAACAUCUGCUCUCGUCACGAUGAGGUGAUGAAGAUGUUCUGCCGGACCGAUCUGCAGUCUAUCUGUUAUCUCUGCUCUGUGGAGGAACAUAAAGGCCACGACACGGUCUCAGCUGCAGCAGAAAGGAGUGACAGCCACCGCCUUGAUCACGUGACAGCAGCCGUGUCACGACUCAGAGACAAACUGCAGGACGUUCUUAGAGACGAAUGGACAGACGCCUCACUGACUGAAGUGGAUGUUUUACUGCCGGCAGCAGAGCCAAAGACCAGAGCUGAGUUCUUACAGUAUUCACGUGAAAUCACUCUGGAUCCAAACACAGCACACACACAGUUGUUAUUAUCUGAGGGGAACAGGAAAGUAACAUUAAUGAGACAACAACAGGCUUAUUCUGAUCAUCCAGACAGAUUCACUGAUGUGUGGCAGGCCCUGAAUAGAGAGAGUCUGACUGGACGUUGUUACUGGGAGGUGGAGUGGACAGGUUUAGUUUCUGUAGCAGUCUCAUACAAGAACAUCAGCAGAGAAGGGAGCUCAGAGGACUGCAAGUUUGGAUUUAAUAACAAUUCCUGGACCUUAGGUUGUAACAAUAACAGUUAUACCUUUCGGUACAACAACGUGAAAACUCCUGUCUCAGGUCCUUGGUCCUCCAGAGUGGGAGUGUACCUGGAUCACAGUGCAGGUAUUCUGUCCUUCUACAGCGUCUCUAAAACCAUGACCCUCCUCCACAGAGUCCAGACCACGUUCACUCAGCCGCUCCACGCUGGAGUUCGUUUUUUUGGUAUAUUUGCUUUUGGAAUCUCUGCUGAGGUCUGUGAACUCAAAUAAACAAAAGUGAUGUAAAGAGCAGCAGGUUAAACUCUUCAGAUUUCAAGUAAAAUUUAAAUGUUGUUCGUCUUUCAGACUGGUGGAAAGAGAACAUUUUUCUUUAACUUCACUUUAUUUGCGUCUGUAGAUUUCUCCUAAAUUCACCAAAAGUUAACAUUAGAUAACGCCUCAUUUACAUAUUUAAAAAGAAAACUUCUAACUCAACCAUAAUUGUCUUCAUGAGGUUUCACUGUGAAAUCUGUGAGUUAAA